AUGAUUCCCGUCCGUCCGGCAAAACGUUUUCAAUCAUCGACCAAUGUUAAGUCUGAUCGAUGGAGAAAAGGAGGUCUAUUAAAAGGUCAAUUUUUAUUUGCACCUGAUAUAUGUAUACCUGAAAAUGAAGCUGUACCAUCGAGUUCACAACCUACGAGUGAAACUACAAAUAAUUCAAUAGCAUUAACAAAAAGAAUUUUAAAUGAUGAUAAUAAAGAAUCAAUAUCAACAUUACGUCGAAGUAAACGUCAAAUAACUAAACAAUUAGCUAUAACAAAAUAUAAAUCAGCAACAUCAUUUGAUUCAUUCAUUGAAACACAAUGUGAAGAUGGUUUAGAAGCACGUGAUACGAGAACUAUUAAGGGACGUGGUGUAUAUACAACAAAAAAAUUUUUUCGUAAUGAUUAUAUUGUUGAAUAUGCUGGAGAAUUGUUAACACAAAGUGAAGCUAAAAAACGAGAAAUUUUAUAUGGACGUAAUCAUGAUAUUGGUUGUUAUAUGUAUUAUUUUAGAUGGGGAGAAAAAGUUUUUUGUGUUGAUGCUACUGAAGAAACAAAUCGCCUUGGUCGUUUAAUAAAUCACAGCCGAAAAAAUAGCAACUGUCAACCAAAAGUAUUUGUUGUACGAGAUCAGCCACGUCUUAUUUUAGUUGCAUUACGUGACAUCGAAAUAGGCGAAGAACUAUUUUAUGAUUAUGGGGAACGUCGUAAAGAUAUCGUUGAAGCGUUUCCUUGGCUAAAUGAAUAA
Rotaria sp. Silwood2 is the source of this 747-nucleotide messenger RNA. The record is from the annotation of a GenBank genome assembly. NCBI's taxonomy places the organism in Eukaryota, Metazoa, Rotifera, Eurotatoria, Philodinida, Philodinidae.